Trichoderma gamsii is the source of this 1503-nucleotide messenger RNA. RefSeq lists its product as hypothetical. Bases 1 to 1503 code for a protein of 500 amino acids. The record is from RefSeq and is a predicted model, not a curated record. NCBI's taxonomy places the organism in Eukaryota, Fungi, Ascomycota, Sordariomycetes, Hypocreales, Hypocreaceae. The transcript has 2 exons.
AUGAGCCAACGGCUCGACCAUUUUUGGAUAUCGCGGUUCCAACCGGUGCUCGAUACGCUGGCUUGCCUUGACCGGGAGGUUGAUGCGUGCCACGGUGACUGGGUGCCGUCAGAUGUCAUCCUUCUAGAUGACUGGGAGGCACUUGCAAACCUGCUACCUCAUGGCUACACUGAGGCCGAAGUUGGUCGCGUCCUCUCCCGGCAAGGGGAGGAAGUUCUCACGGCCGCGGUAGAGGCCGAGGCAGAGGCUGGGGUGCCAGAGAGGCAGAAGAAGGGCAGGCCGCCGGGCAAUGAAGGUUUCCUUCUGGCUGGGCUCAGCGACGAACAGCUCCUGCAGCUUGUGGAAGGCAUCAAGAGGGCCGGCCGGCCCCCAUUCGUUCAUUUGAAGCCGACGCUCGAGAUCAGGAAGACCGAUGGGAAGGCGCUCAGCCAAAUCAUGAGCCACGUCGUGGCCUGGGUGAACCCCCGCCCAUCCGACGUCAAACGUACCGGCAAUAACAAGCCGCCCCUCUGCAAGGACCUAGAACCGGCGUUCAGGGAUGCUCAUAGCGGCGCCGCCGCUGCCGACAUCGCGCAAAUGUCCAUCGGACUGGAACGAGACGUCCUCGAACUCGCGCUGAGCCGACGGGAUGACCUAGAUUGCCUAAUCAGUGGCUCGACCCUCGGAGAGUUGCCGACGGGAGACGAAGCCGGCAGCGCGGCUUACGACAGCCGGUUCAAUAAUAAUAGCUUGUGGCGAGGCAUGUUGGAAACCGUCCGGCGCAGCCUGGGCCCCGGUAUUCGCCCUGGAUGGAUGGCCAGUCGUCAGCAACAACAGGGCCAUGACGCUGGCGACGCGGGCGUCGAGGGUCAAGAGAUUACCAUUGAGAAGGGAGUGUCGACGCUGGUCGAGCAGAUGUCCAGCAUUCAAGAGAUCAGCCGGAAUGCCUGGGCGAAAGAACCGGCGGCGUUCACAAGGCUCAAGCACAUGCUGGAGCAGACGAUCGAGAAUUGGGUUGCGGAGGAGGGGGGCAACACACGCAAUUCAAGCAGAUCGCGUCAACCGUCCGGAAAGCCAGGGGAUUGGCGCCUUGGUGAGAACAGAGAGCCGGCUACGUCUAGAGACAGAGACGUGAUCAUGGACAUCGACGUGAAUGACAGCGGAGGCGGAGUAGGGGCCAGCGGCAAGGAGAGCGGCCUGGGAAACAUUCAGUCGUCACCGCAGGCCGAACCCACCCCGGCGGCCAUCUUGAAUCCUCUCAUCCUACGGCCACAGGAGCCCUCCCCCAGAGGAAGCAUCAGGUCUAAUCCACAUCCACUGGAGAUGUAUAAGAUUCCCCACGCCGACCACUACGCAACACGCAUUCGCACCUCGUCCUCGCUAGAUGACGGUGGGGAUCUUGACGAGCUUGUGGUCCUACCACCGCUCAGAAAUAUCAGAACAGAAGCAAUCCGGAGCCCUGCCAGGACCCACUUUAACAUGGCAGUUCCGAGGGCCACGACGACAAAGGCCCCGGCAACAUAA